AUGCAUGCCCCAGUUGCCUCCAGUCGGCGCUUUGCCGCCCGGCUGUCAGCCCUGCUCCUGGCCCUGGGCGUCUGCGCCAACGUGCUGGCCGUGCCGCUGGUCCCUGGGAGCGACCCCACCGCCGUGCCGGUCCUGAAGCCCCGUCAGAACGCGCCUCAGGAGACUGUGGUGACUGUCACUGUUGCCAAGCCCGGGCCAGUCACGACCAGGAUCAUCACCGAGGAUGGCACCACCCUUACGGGGGUUAUCACUGGUCCCACCAUCUUUCAAACCAGGGUGUCGACGCUUACCCUGAUGCGGACGUCGACCAAGACAUCUACCGCUUUGAGGACGACUACCGGGACGUCUACCAGGAGCACGACCCGUUCCGUUACUAUCACGUCCCGCAUCACCACCAGGAUCGCCGGCGCGCUCAAGACCCUCACUAUCCUGCGCACCACCACGGUGCCCCCGCGCACCACGACGCGCACCCUGACCCAGGUCCGCACCUCGACAGCGCCCACGCGGUCCGUUACGCUGACCUCGCGCAUCACCACGAGGCUGUCUGGUUCCUUGACGACCCUGACCCAGAUCCGCACCACGACGGCCACGGCCACGGCUCGCACCUCUACCGUUACCUCGGUCUCGGGCAUCACGACCACGGCGAGGUUCACGACCAUGGCCGCCGGCCCGACCAGCUCCGUCACCGUGGUCCGGGUCGUCACGGCCGAUGGCACCACGGCGACGGUCACGCAGACGCUCCCGGCCAGCUACUUUAUCGUCACCGAGGAUGGGACCACAGUCACGUCAGUCGUCACGCCUGACUCGGAGACCGUUACGGCUGACCCGGAAACCGUCACGGCCAACGGCACGACCAAGACGGCCACCGAGACGGCCACCGAGACCCUCGCGGCCAACUCCCUAACUGUUACUGAGGACGGCACCACGGUUACUUCUGUUGUCACGGCCGAUCCGCAGACUGCAACGGAGACUGUCACCGCUGGGCAGACGGAGACAGAGACAGUCACCGCCGGUCCACAGGCAGAGACUGAAACCGUCACAGCUGCGCAGACGGAAACCGAGACAGUUACUUUUGGGCAGACGGCAACAGAAACAGUUACCGCCGGUCUGCAGACGGAAACUGAAACGGCCACAGCUGGCCAACAGACAGAGACCCGGACCGUCAUGGCCGAUGCACAAACCGUGACGGAAACCGCCAGCAUGGCGGCUCCGGAAACUGUAACUGUGACUGCUGAUCCGCAAACCACAACGGAAACUGAUGGCGCGGCGGCUGCGGCUGCAGAGACUGUCACUGUUACGGAAACGGCCGGAGCGGCAGCUACGAGUGUAGAGACUGUUACAAUCACAGAGACCGCCGACACAGCAGCGACGGGAGCCGAAACCGUAACAGUCACGGAAACCGCAGGCACAGACGCUUCUGCUGGAGCAGAGACUGUCACCGUCACAGAAACAGCAAGCGCGGCAGCAGCAGCUGCAGAGACUGUGACCAUUACAGAAGCGGAUACUCCAACAACCGCGGCUCCGGAGACUGUCACGAUUACGGAAACCGCGGGAACAGGAUCGGGUGCAGAGACUGUGACUGUUACAGAAACAGAUGCUACGGCAACUGCGGCUCCAGAAACUGUAACCAUCACGGAAGCCGCCGGCACAGCACUUGAAGGCGCAGAGACCGUCACAGUUACAGAAACAGAUGCCACAGCAACUGCGGCUCCAGAAACCGUCACAAUCACGGAAACUGGCACAGCACCUGCAGGUGCAGAGACUGUUACCGUGACGGAAGCCGCAGACACAGCAGCUGUUGGAACAGAGACUGUAACAGUUACAGAAACCGCAGGCGCAGCCUCCGAAACAGCCGCCACUAUAGCUGUGGAUCCGGAAACUGUUACUAUCACGGAGACCGCCGGCACGGCGGCAGCACAGCCGGAAACUGUAACCGUUACGGAAACAGCCGCCACUGCAACUGCAGACCCGGAAACCGUCACCAUCACGGAAACCACCGGCACGGCAGCAGCACAGCCGGAGACUGUCACUGUCACUGAGCCAGCCGGCACGGCAGCAGCAGCGGCAGACGCGGAGACCGUGACGGUCACAGAAACUGGUGAUGGACAGACUGUGACCCUAGCCACUACAACGGAGACGGAUACUGUGACCGCAACAGACUCGGAAUCCGAGGCGACUGUGACGGUCACUGAGGGCGUCGAGACUGUGACAGUUACCCAAAGCGCCGAAACUGUGACUGUCACAGACACUUCAGCAGAUGCCAGCCCGGCGGCAGUGGCUUAUACUGUCACUCAGACCGCCGACACGGUGACAGUUACCGCCACCUCGGCAGAUUUCAGCACGGAAACAAGGAUUUACACCAUCACUCAAGGCGCUGACACGCAGACAUUGACGAUCGCCAGCACGGAAACAAGGGUCUACACCAUCACUCAAAGCGCCGACACCAUAACCAUCACCAGCACCCAGCCCGCUGUUACACAGACUGUCAGCCAGAGCGCCGGCAUCCAGACGGUGACAGUUGCUAGCACGGAAACCGAUGUGUACACCGUGACAGCCGCAGACACACGGCCUGUCAUGACUGAGACCGUCACCGAGAGCGCCAACGCCCAGACGGUUACCAUUACCCAGAGCGCCAACGCGCAGGCCGUCGCCAUGACCAGCACGGAAACCGACGUCUAUACCGUGACAGCCACAUACACGCAGCCCGCCAUCACCCAGACAGUGACCCAAACUGCCAAUGCGCAGACGGUAACCAUGGCCAGCACGGAAAUGCAGGUUUAUACCGUCACGGCCACAGAUGUGCAGCCAGCUGUCACCCAGACGGUGACCCAGACCGCCAGCGCGCAGACUGUGACCAGCACAGGGACCGACGUGCUCACGCUUGUCAGCACUCGGCCAGGCAGCGUCCAGACACAAACCGUGACCCAGGGUCCCGUUAUCCAGACAGUUACCCAGGCCGCAGACGCACAAACGCAGACGGUGACCCAGAGUGCAGAUACCCAAACUCAGACAGUCACCCUGAGCGCCGAUACGGUGACUGUGACGCAAAACGCACCGGCCCAGACCCAGACUGUGACCCAGGGCCCCGUGACUGAAACCAUCACGCAAACGGGCGAUGCCCAAACGCAGACGGUCACUCUGAGCCCUGUUACGCAAACAGUCACCCAAAGUGCAGAUGCCUAG
Messenger RNA from Gaeumannomyces tritici R3-111a-1, 3183 nucleotides. RefSeq lists its product as hypothetical. NCBI's taxonomy places the organism in Eukaryota, Fungi, Ascomycota, Sordariomycetes, Magnaporthales, Magnaporthaceae. Bases 1 to 3183 code for a protein of 1060 amino acids. The transcript has a single exon. The record is from RefSeq and is a predicted model, not a curated record.